AUGGCAGGAAGCAAGCCCAGGACCAAGGCCAAGACCAAGCUGUCGGCCGAGGACAUGGAGCAGCACCGGGCGUACAUGAAGAAGUACAGGACGCAGUCAACGGACGUCGACAAGGACAAGUUGCGGUACAAGGACCACUAUGAGCUCCUGAACCUUCCACGCGAUGCUUCACAUACAGAAAUCCGCAAGGCCUAUCGCCAGUUAGCCCUCAAGUGUCAUCCGGACAGGAAGCCGUCAGCUGAAGCUCUGGUGCGGUGGGAGGGCGUGCCGACGGCUUACGCGGUGCUGUCCAAUCCAAACGAUCGGAUGGAGUACGACGCCACGUUACCGACGCGAGACGCACUUGUGGAGUUCUAUUACACUUACAAUCCGGUGAAGCUGGACAAUGCUACGAUUGAUACCAUAAUUGACAGCUGGUGCGGCCGCGAGGUGGAGCUUUUCGAGAUGCUCAAUGCUAAAUAUGAAGUCGCGCCACACCAAGGCACUUCGAAGGGCGCUCAACGUGCUGCUGCGAUGUCGGUCUCGCGUGAAAAGGCUCACAAGAUCGCGAUGGAUAGUCAGACGUUUAAGUUGAAGGAAGCUGAGGACACUGAGAUCAAGGGGACAAGUACGAUUGGAUCUGCUUUCUGCUGCAAGGGCGUUAUCUCGCGCUUGCUCCGCACCGCCUAUUAUGAGGUCGAUACAACAAGCCCGGGCUUCUUGGCAACCCAUGGCGAAUCCGAUACGCCUGGUCAAGCCAUGUCUUUGAAUUUGGAGUCCCCCGUGACACCGCCGGAAACGUUGUUGCCAGCGAGCCCGGACUUCAAGCCACCUGUCGACACAGAAAACUUGUCACCUGCAACGACUGUAGAUGGCUCACCACCAAGUGUUAACGGCGACUGUUGCACAAGAAUCGAUGACGAGUAUCUCAUGUCACCGGUUGGCCCACGAGCAACACAGCCGAGUAUUGCGGAUACUGACUAA
Messenger RNA from Peronospora matthiolae, 963 nucleotides. NCBI's taxonomy places the organism in Eukaryota, Oomycota, Peronosporomycetes, Peronosporales, Peronosporaceae. The record is from the annotation of a GenBank genome assembly.